Messenger RNA from Rhinopithecus roxellana (golden snub-nosed monkey), 2013 nucleotides. RefSeq names its product solute carrier family 25 member 6 (gene SLC25A6). Gene Ontology annotation, cellular component: mitochondrial inner membrane. Lineage: Eukaryota; Metazoa; Chordata; Mammalia; Primates; Cercopithecidae. Gene Ontology annotation, molecular function: ATP:ADP antiporter activity. Bases 663 to 1559 code for a protein of 298 amino acids. The transcript has 4 exons. Gene Ontology annotation, biological process: mitochondrial ATP transmembrane transport; mitochondrial ADP transmembrane transport. The record is from RefSeq and is a predicted model, not a curated record.
CAGGACGGGCGCGGGGUCCCCCGGGUACACUCCGGCAGGAAUGGGAAUCUCCCGAAGUGGGACCCGGGAGAGUGUGAAGGGAUCGGAGCCGCCUGGAGGUCAAGGGUCAAGGGUCGGGGCACCACGUGUUCCGCAUCCCGGCCGGAUCGCCGCGGCCUCCGGGAGAAAGCGGGCGGCGCUCUCGGAGCGACCCGGGUACCAGGGUGGGCUCCUGACUCUGCAGCUGCCGGCCAGCCCGCUCGGGUACCGGCAGCGGCGUGACCUUCACAAGGUCAAGGCUGCCGCGGACCUCCCCCGCGCUGCCCCUACGGCGCAUGGGCGGCGCCUGACUCCCGGCAUACCUCGGGGUGCGGGGCGGGGCGUCUCCGGGGAGCGCAGCCAAUGGGCGAGGUGCGCUGGUGAGCGCGGCGGGGCUCCCGGCAGCCCUCGGGGCGCGGCACGCAGGCGGGGGCGGGUCGUGGCCGGGCGGCGCAGCCAAUGGGCGCGGCGCGGAAGGGCUUGAGGGCGGAGAGUGGGCGUGGCGUCGGCGCCUCAGCGGCUGCGCGGUAGCCGCUCCGUCCUUUCGGUCCCGGCGGCGGCAGGGCUGAGCCAGCGACGCCCUCCAUUCACUCUCCGCGCCCGCUCUCCAGCUGUCCGCCCGUUCCGCUGCCCGCCCCGCCACCAUGACGGAACAGGCCAUCUCCUUCGCCAAGGACUUUUUGGCCGGAGGCAUCGCCGCCGCCAUCUCCAAGACGGCCGUGGCUCCGAUCGAGCGGGUCAAGCUGCUGCUGCAGGUCCAGCACGCCAGCAAGCAGAUCGCCGCCGACAAGCAGUACAAGGGCAUUGUGGACUGCAUCGUCCGUAUCCCCAAGGAGCAGGGCGUGCUGUCUUUCUGGAGGGGCAACCUGGCCAACGUCAUCCGCUACUUCCCCACUCAAGCCCUCAACUUCGCCUUCAAGGAUAAGUACAAGCAGAUCUUCCUGGGGGGCGUGGACAAGCACACACAGUUCUGGAGGUACUUUGCGGGCAACCUGGCCUCCGGCGGUGCGGCCGGCGCCACCUCCCUCUGCUUCGUGUACCCCCUGGAUUUCGCCAGAACCCGCCUGGCCGCGGACGUGGGCAAGUCAGGCACAGAGCGCGAGUUCCGGGGCCUGGGAGACUGCCUGGUGAAGAUCACCAAGUCCGACGGUAUCCGGGGCCUGUACCAGGGCUUCAGCGUCUCCGUGCAGGGGAUCAUCAUCUAUCGGGCCGCCUACUUCGGCGUGUACGAUACGGCCAAGGGCAUGCUCCCCGACCCCAAGAACACGCACAUCGUGGUGAGCUGGAUGAUCGCGCAGACCGUGACGGCCGUGGCCGGCGUGGUCUCCUACCCCUUCGACACGGUCCGGCGGCGGAUGAUGAUGCAGUCUGGGCGCAAAGGAGCUGACAUCAUGUACACGGGCACCGUCGACUGUUGGCGGAAGAUCUUCAGGGACGAGGGGGGCAAGGCCUUCUUCAAGGGUGCCUGGUCCAACGUCCUGCGGGGCAUGGGGGGCGCCUUCGUGCUGGUCCUGUACGACGAGCUCAAGAAGGUGAUCUAAGGGCCGCAGCCGCCUCCCCACACACACCAAGGGAACCAAGAGAACCACGUAGAAUCCUCAGCCGUGCGGACCAUCAACCUUCGAGAAAUUCCAUUUGUCUUUUUCCCAGCCGGAUCCUGCCUGUAGACGGCGGCCGGGGAAGGCUCUAGAAGAGGGGUGCGAUGCGAUCCAGUCAUCGGCCCCCGAUUCCAUGUCUUGCUCACGGGGUGGGAGGGAACCAUGGCGUCCCCGCGGGCCCGUGGGUGAGGCACUCCAGUACUGAGACCUAGAGUCCAGACGCUUGUAGGACCCGAGUCGUGUUUUAAGUAUUUAUUUAAAACAAAAGAAUCAUGUUUCCCAUUUGUACUUCAGUGCUAGCCCCUGUUUUUGCACAGCCGAAUACUAGCACGUAUGUUCUGUGUUGGGCAUCCUGCUGCAAAACAAUAAACCCAGGACACAGAGGGCCUCCUGCCUG